UUAUAAAUUAAACCAACUGAAGAUAUACCAGAUGCACUAGAGCCCAACAAGAAGCCGCUGAGAUUAGACUUAAUAUUCUAGAAGAGUCAAAUAUUGUUUUAAAAAUACUGAAACAGUAAACGGGAUGAUAUAGAUGAACAGAAAGGAUCGACGUUUUUGGAAGUAAUUGCACUUGUUAAGUUGUUUUUAUAUGUAAGUAAACUUUGAAGAUAAAUACAUCAGAAUGCCACCAAAACCUGCCGCCGCUAAGACGACACCGACCAAGCCGGCAACAAAGGCGCCGACGAAAGCCGCCACCGACAACAAAACGCCGGCUAAAGGCGUAAACGCCACCGCCCCUUCGAAGACCGGGGCCACUACAAAGGCACCUUCGAGUGGGGCUACAAAAGCUGGUACUGCGGCGAAAGCAGCGGCCCCCAUCAAAAAGGUUUUAGUGCCGGAAGAGAUACAGCUCAAGGAAAUUGCUGGCGUCAUGAACUAUGGCGGCGCCGUCGGGGAGAAGCUCAAGCAGUCAGGACGAUGGAUGCUCAUCAUUGACCGCAACGGAAACUGCGGGACGUUCCUAAAGUACCGUGACGUCAACAUGAUCCAGGUGACGUCACAAGCCCAGUUCGCCACGGAGCCUAUGCGGAAAGCGCUUAUGGGCAGUCUAAAGUUCGGCAAGCCAGCUGUGUUGGACAUCUCAGACUCCGACCAGGAGAAGAUUAUGGAUGUGGCGAGCGAAAAAUACAACGAGAUCUACCCCGAGUGCUGGACUGACCUGAUGGAUCACUCAAUCAUGAAGGACGAUAACAAGUGGGGUAAACUGUACCAGGAAAACGAUCCGGAUGAUUACGAUAACAAGUACGAUUACCAUGCAGACCAGUUCCAGUUCAUCGUGCUCACCAACCUUGACCCUGCAUCCACAGCCAUGGAGAACUUCUUUCCUGUUAUUGUCAACUAGUGACCAUGUUCAACUGCCAUGAAAACCUCUUAAAAAGCACAUAUGGUUGCUCAUACUUCAUUAAUCAAUGUUCUAUUUGUGCAUUCAUGUUUUUAGGGCCCCCACCACUAUAGUGGGGGACAUAUUGUUUUUGCCAUGUCUGUUGCUUGGUUUGUACAUUUGUUUGUGCAAACUUUAACAUUUGCAAUAACUUUUGCAAUAUUGAAGAUAGCAACUUCAUAUUUGGCAUGCAUGUUUAUCUCACAAACACAUCGCUUGUUUACUGUAAGUAUUUGUUAAGUUUGCGCUAUGAUGGAUCUGUUUACAUUUUGCUAGCAUAUCAUUAAAAUAUGAACUUAACAAAUUAAUUAAUAUGUCUGAAAAUAAUAUUUCUAAAUAUGUUACUCAAGAACCAUUUUACUAUUGUUUUCAUUUUAUAUUAUUUUUACAUUUAUAUUAAUUAAUAACAUAUGUUGCAUACAAUUGUUAACAAAUAAAUACAGAUUAUCUGUU
Molecule: messenger RNA, 1435 nt
Organism: Dreissena polymorpha
Lineage: Eukaryota; Metazoa; Mollusca; Bivalvia; Myida; Dreissenidae
Product: IQ motif and ankyrin repeat domain-containing protein 1-like
Exons: 5
Coding region: 224-943 (239 amino acids)
Source: RefSeq, a predicted model, not a curated record